This is a messenger RNA of Acanthochromis polyacanthus (spiny chromis), 2259 nucleotides long. It is a transcript of the gene il4i1, whose product is annotated as interleukin 4 induced 1. Bases 1 to 1644 code for a protein of 547 amino acids. Gene Ontology annotation, molecular function: polyamine oxidase activity; L-amino-acid oxidase activity. The transcript has 8 exons. Gene Ontology annotation, biological process: amino acid catabolic process. The record is from RefSeq and is a predicted model, not a curated record. Lineage: Eukaryota; Metazoa; Chordata; Actinopteri; Pomacentridae.
AUGACAACUUACGAGACAUUACCUUUGACAAAGGUUUCUCUUUCAUCUCAUAGUGUCAGUCUCAGCAGCAGAAGGAAGAAGUCCAGACUGUGGAGUUCCGUCCUCAAGGUGAUGCCCCACAUGGCCCUGUGCAAAUUCUUUCCUCUGAUUCUUGUGGGGGCUGUGGUUUUUGCUGUGAGUGGGAUCAUUGGAGACUCUCUGUUAGAUUGCCUCCAAGACACAGACUACCCAGAGCUCCUCGACAUUGUGAAUAAAGGUCUUCCUCCCACAAAGACCCCUCGUCAUGUCGCCAUCAUCGGCGGGGGCAUCGCUGGACUGACCGCUGCCAAGUUUUUGGAAGACGCAGGACAUAAGGUGACCAUAAUAGAAGCCAGUGACCGUAUUGGAGGACGUGUGGAGACCUUCAGGAACAGAAGAGAAGGCUGGUACGCAGAAAUGGGUCCAAUGAGGAUCCCCAGCUUCCACACGAUUCUGCUUUCCUUUAUCUCCAAAUUACAAAUUCCACUGAACCCCUUCAUCCAAGAUGACCUCAACACCUACUAUUUGAUAAAUGGAAAGCUACAUAAAACCUACACUGUGGAGAACAACCCUGAUGUGCUCAACUACAGCCUGAGUGCCAGAGAGAAGUCGAAGUCUGCCGCCAAGCUCUUCAGUCUGGCACUGUGGAAGGUGAGAGAUGACCUGAAGACAAUGGGCUGCAGCGCCAUGCUGGACAAGUAUGACUCCUACACAGUGAAGGAAUAUCUGGUGAAGGAGGGCAACCUGAGUCGAGGUGCUCUGAGGAUGAUUGGAGACAUCCUGAAUGAAAACAGCCUCUUCUACAUGUCACUGAUAGAGAUGCUGUACAUACAGUCAGACAUCAAUGACGAGACUAAGUACUUUGAAGUGACAGAUGGCUUUGACCACCUCCCCAGAGCUUUCUACCAGCUGUUAAAUGCCACCAUCCUCCUCAACUCUAAGGUCAAGCUAAUAAAUCAAAAAGGGGGUGGCAAUGUGACCGUAACAUACCAAGACUGGCGUAAUUCAGGCUCCCUGACUAACCUAACAGUGGACUACGCCCUGGUCACGGCCACAGCCAAGGCCACCCUCUUCAUUGACUUCCAGCCCCCUCUAUCUGGGGACAAAAUGGAGGCUCUGCGCUCAGUUCAUUAUGCCAGCUCCACCAAGGUUGUACUCAGCUUCAAGGAGCGCUUCUGGGAGAAAGAGGGCAUCAGGGGAGGAAAGAGCAUUACAGAUCGGCCCUCUCGCCUAAUCUACUACCCCAGCCACAGCUUCCCCGGUACAGACGCAGGUGCCCUCCUGGCAUCCUACACCUGCUCCGACGACUCCACCCUCUUCCAGGGGAUGAGCGAUGACGAGGUGAUGGCUGUGGUCCUGGAGGACUUGGUGAAGAUCCACGGAGAGUACAUCAGGCCUCUGUGCACAGGGGGGCUGGUCAAGAAGUGGGGCUUGGAUCCCUACAGUCUUGGAGCCUUCGCUCUGUUCACACCCUACCAGCAGGGACAGUACACCAGAGAACUGUUCCAGAGCGAGGGACGGGUGCACUUUGCAGGCGAGCACACAGCCACACCUCAUGCAUGGAUCGAAACGGCCAUGAAGUCUGCACUCAGGGCAGCUAAAAACAUUAACAGCAUUACUGUUUAAUUUCAUGUGCAGAAAAUGUUUUUACAGGUUCACUCUGAUAUUUUCACUCCAUCAGCAUCAAGCCACUCUGAUGUCAUGUAUAUAUUUUUUGUAGUAUUGAUUUAGUACAGAUCUAUUGAUCAGCAGUACAAGGCUGAUCUGCUGCAGCUCAUAAACUCACAUUAUGAUCAGAUUCCACGAAAAUGAACAUAAACGCAAACCAAAUUAUCCCCAUUAUCAUGACAUGCAGGAGUUUUCUGAUAGUUUUUUGUAAUGUCAACGUAGUUUACUUUCCAUUAAUCAACCAGUUAGUUUUGUAAUCAUUUUAGGUCUACACUAAAUGUUUGUAAGACAAGAUGUUGGGAUUUUUUCAGAGAAUUGUUGAUAAAUAAUGAUUGAACAGAAUGUUUACUCUCUUUUAACCAGAAAUGCCAGUCAUUAAUGUAAGCUUAAUUUAAUUUCAGUUUCUUCUUGUAAAGAGAAUGAAUGAGACAAUAAAAUAUCUUGCUUUGAAUUUCUCGUUUGAGACUACCAAAUCUAAAAGAGAAACUAAGUAUGGAUACAGCUAGAAUAGUCAUGUAGCACAUUAACAAUGUCUUGACUGGAUUUAUGAUUCAUUUAAUGACAUUUUCACUU